Messenger RNA from Oryza sativa Japonica Group (Japanese rice), 1772 nucleotides. Its product is annotated as aspartic proteinase PCS1. Lineage: Eukaryota; Viridiplantae; Streptophyta; Magnoliopsida; Poales; Poaceae. Gene Ontology annotation, cellular component: extracellular region. The record is from RefSeq and is a predicted model, not a curated record.
UUACUCUUGUUUACCAUAAGUAAUCUAUCAGAGAACAUUGUAGCUCUCUCUUCGAUUUGCCACAAGAGGUCGAUCGGGUUGCCUUCAAUGGCCGGCCGAGCCCCCGCCGUCGCCAUCGCCUUCCUCGUCCUCGUCGUCAUGCCGGGAAUGGCCUCCGCCGGAAAGAUCCCACGGUUCUUGGUAAGCCCAAAGACAGGAAAAGCGUUGCGGGACUUCUUCAAGAACCACGCGAAAGACGUGGUCGGCCUCCUCCCCACCGGCAGCCCCAGCAGCAGCCAGGGCGCGACGGCGCAGAUCACGGCAGCAGCAAUGCCCCGAGCCCGCCGACGCCGAGGCGUGCCCGCCACGCCCCGGCCACCACCGCCGUGACCUACAGCGUCGCCUUCGCCGUCGGCUCGCAGCAGGACUUCUCCGGCGCGCUCGACGUCACCAGUGAGUUCGUGUGGGUGCCGUGCUGCGCCACCGGCAACUCCUCCUGCGGCACGAACAACAACAUGCCCGGCGUGACGGUCUACGACGCGCGGCCCGAGGAGCUGUACAAAUGCGAGAGUGAUACCUGCCAGCGUAUCAUCAAGCCGACCUGCAACACGACGGGCGAUCUGUGCGAGUACACCUACACGUACGGGUACGGGGGUGACGACGGAAGGGAGACGACCGGCAACCUCGCCGUCCAAAACUUCACGUUCGGCGACGACAGCGAAGACACCGCCGUAAAGGGCGUCGUCACCUUCGGGUGCAGCUCCUCAACGGAGGGGGACUUCGGCGCGUCCGGCGUGCUCGGCCUCAACAAGGGGAAUCUCUCCCUCGUCUCGCAGCUCAACCUCGGGCGGUUCUCCUACUACUUCGCACCCGAGGUGAACACCACGGACAACAACGCAGCAGACGACUUCAUCGUCUUCGGCGACGACGACGGCAUCACCGUGCCAGGGAACAGCGGCGGCAGUCGUCCCCGCUACACGCCGUUCUUCACCACCGGCGCAGUCCGUAGCGCGAACCUCGACCUGUACUUCGUCGAGCUCACCGGCAUACGCGUUGGCGGCAAGGACCUGCAGCUCGGGGGCGGCGGCGGCGGCUCGGCGGGGGGAUCCCUGGAGGCGGUCCUGAGCACCUCCGUGCCAGUGACUUACCUCGAGAAGAACGCCUACGGCCUCCUGAAGAAGGAGCUGGUGAGCGCGCUGGGUUCCAACAACACGGAGGAUGGCUCCGCGCUUGGGCUUGACCUGUGCUACAGAAGCCAGCACAUGGACAGGGCGAAGAUCCCCGACAUAGCGUUCGUCUUCGGGGGAAACGCGGUGAUGAAGCUGCAGCAGUGGAACUACCUCUACCAGGACGAGGAUACCGGGCUGGAGUGCCUGACGAUACCGCCGUCGCCGGACGACAGCGAUGGGUUGUCGCUCAUCGGCAGCAUGAUCCAGACGGGCACGUACAUGAUCUACGACCUCCACAAGUCGAGGCUCGGGUUCCAGACGUCCGAUCCGCCGCCGUCCCAGUCAUCCGAUCUGCCGUCCAAUCCGACGUCAUCGGCUACCGCGCAGCCAAAGCCACGGGGGGUCGCGGUCGCGGUGGUGACGAUGGCAUGUUUCGUGUGGUGCCUUGUGGUGCUGAACGCCUGAACGUGGUCUCCUGAAACAACUACUACUACUAUUAUUAUGCUUUUAAUUACCUUUAAUUUUUUUCCUUGCUGUUAGGAUGCAUUAUAGUAGUUCAAUUCCAUUUCUUCUCAACAAACGUGGUUUAUUAUGAUAUUAUGUAAAAUCGGUUUGAGGGUGUUG